Messenger RNA from Scaptodrosophila lebanonensis, 1832 nucleotides. Its product is annotated as transmembrane protein 134. The record is from RefSeq and is a predicted model, not a curated record. The coding region runs from base 334 to 861 and encodes 175 amino acids. Lineage: Eukaryota; Metazoa; Arthropoda; Insecta; Diptera; Drosophilidae. The transcript is spliced from 2 exons.
AGUUUAAUCGUGAAACUUUUGCGUGAGCCGAUAUGUUUUUACAAGGCUUGCACCCACCACUAACAUGUCCAAUAUUCUUCUUCUUACUGCACAUUAUCUUUGUGUAAAAGAAAAACACAUUACAUACUGCGUGAAUAUUCGGUGCAAAAAGUUAACAAUCCUGGUUUAAUGUGUCGAAAAAUGCAGCAAGUGCAGCAAUAGACGCGCGGUCUGCCUUGUCGAUAACUGAAAAAUCGCGCAGGCAGUUCUUUUACGUUAAACUACUAUAUUAAUAGUAGAAAUAAUAUAAAUAGCAACAACAACAAACCGAGCACCACCAAAGAAGGCAGCAGUAUGUACAACAACGGCGCACGGGGCCACGGCUUCACAAUACACGACGCUUUCGAAGAAGAAACAGACGAGGCCAUACGGGUGUAUGGCUCCACAGUGAUAUCAACGCCAAUGCGGGGUGGGAGCGCCAAACAAGGCCGCUCCACCGAAGAUGUUUCCAUACGCAUACAGGAUCCAAAAGGCUAUAACAAAUACACCGAAGACACAACCUCAAGGGACAGUGACUCGCUGAUACAAGAAUAUGGUAAUUUGCCGACCGAGGAGACGAACACAUAUUGCUGGCGGCAUCCGAAGGUGCGUGAGAAUUGGCGCACAGUUCUGGCCGCCUUCACAUUGCUGAUUGUUGGCACCGGUCUAUUUGUGAUGGGCACCUUUGCUAUCGCCGAUCCACACAAUACAUCACAGGGUGUUGUAUUCUUUGUUGCUGGACUUAUUUGCUUUAUACCUGGGGCGUAUCACGUCGUCUAUAUUUGGCUGGCCGCGAAGGGCUAUCGAGGGUUCGACUUCUACCAUUUACCAUUAUUCACAUAAAUGGCGACUCUUGGUUGAUCCAAAAAAGAAAACGAAACGAGCAGUAAGAUUGAAAGCCCUGUCUAUAUAUAUUUAUAUAUAAAUCUAUUUUUUAAUUGUAAUUAACUCGAAAUCGUUUUGUGUAUGUAUUUUUUUCUGUGUUUAGUGGUGAAAUUUCUACAUAACAAAGAACCGAAUCUAGCAAUACAUAUUUUUAAAAUGUUUUCAUAGCAAGUACUCAGAAAUGUUUUGUAUACCCUCAGAAGUGCAAAUGAUACGUACAUUAAUGAUUUAUAGUUUUACUAUAAAACAUUGACUCAUUCACUCACACACACACUCGAAAUUUAUUUAAAAAACGAAAGACUUUAUAUAUGAUACUAAAUGUGGAGCGCAUUAGAAUAAACAUAACAAAACAAAAAAGUAUAUUGUAAUUUAAAAAUUAUUUGUAAAAUUUAAUUGCACCAAAAAUAUGAGAAGCGAAAGCUAACGAAAUGUUUUACGAUUUUUGAACACGAAUCUAUAAAUAUAUGUACUAUAUAUGGGAUAUAAUGGAUGCGCCUUCUAUUGACGCGUCUUAGUAGUACGCCUAAACAUAAAUUAGAUUAUAAAACUUCAUGGUAAAUGAACUAAAGUUAUAAAACAUUAUUUAAAAAUCGUAUGUAAAAUCUUAAAACAAAACCCAAGCUGUUAGCCAUGUAAGUAAAAGCGCUGAUAUUGCAAUAUAUAAUGUACGUUUUUAUAGUUAUAGACUUUCUGCGCAAACUUUUUUCUAGCCCUCAAAUUCACAUCUGCCCGUCCUCGAAAGAACUAAAAACAAAUGAAACACAUAGACUAAACCUUAAUUAUUCACCGCUCAUAAAACUCAUAACUCUUUACCAUUGCCCAUAAAUUUCCGCUGUUUAGUUCUUAAUGUUAUGUACAUUUUUUAGGUUAUACUUAAUAUGGUUGUAUUAAAGAUGGCAAAAAAAAAUUAAUAAAAGAAAUUUAUUUUA